AACCCAGGGAUCGAACCUGGGUCUCCUGCAUUGCAGGUGAUUCUUUACCACCUGAGCCACUUGGGAAGCUGGACUCGGUUGCAAGGUGAUGUGCUCUCCCAUCGCGUCGGCCAGCCCUCUUUCAGACUCCAGCUCUUCCUUUUCUACUCCUCAUGCUUUUACACGCAGUUUAUUUUCUAUACUCACGUCAAACAAAAGGUUCAGGAGAGUGGCAUGAGUUAGAAACUGGAGCUCUGCUAUUUAAAGGACUUUAUAGCCCAAGUGCAUGCUAUGUUAAAUAUUUAAUAGGAUAAGGGAAAAACUAUAUACCUAGUGUAUAUUAUUAGUAUUUACUUUGAGUAAUGAAGCAUAUGAAAGCCAGACUUGGUGUAGAUAAGCUACAGUGCAUUUGGUACUCCCAACAUUAUCACUUUUUUCUCAGUAUUUUAAAUGUUUACUUGGGUAUUAUUGUCAUGUUAAUAGUGUUGAUUUUAUGUGUAGAUCAUUUAAGGGUUCUGUUUUACGGGCAUGAAUAGUAUUGUCUUACUGACUUCUUUAUAUCCAAGGUAAAAUCCACUGAUAGCUGCCUCUUCUUUAUUAAAUGCUUCGAUGACACUGUUCAUAGCUUCAGGGUUCCCAAGAACAGCCUUCAGCAGACAAGAGAGGACUGGCUGGAAGCAAUAGAAGAGCAUUCUGCUUACAGCACGCACUAUUGUUCCCAAGACCAAAUGACUGAUGACGAAGAGGAUGAUGCAGUUUCUGCUGUAGACUUGAAGGAAUCCUUAGAGAAAGCACAGAUAUGCCAACAGAGACUAGAUAGAGAAAUAUCCAACUUUCUCAAGAUGAUCAGGGAGUGUGACAUGGCUCAAGAAGUGCUUCCAUCGUUUCUUCAGAAAGUUGAAGUUGUCGCCGAAGCUUCUAGAGAAACUUGUGUAGCUUUGAGUGACUGCCUUCAUCUCUUCACUAAACAAGAAGGGGUGAGGAAUUUUAAAUUGGAACAGGAACAAGAAAAAAACAAAAUUUUAUCAGAAGCGCUGGCGACUCUAGCCACUGAACAUCACGAAUUAGAGCAGUCUCUGGUUAAAGGUUCCCCGCCUCUGAGCAUCUUUAGUGAGGACGAGUUCUAUGAUGCUCUGUCAGAUUCCGAGUCCGAAGGGUCCCUGAGCAGGCUGGAAGCAGUGACGGCGCACUCCUUUGACGAGGAAGCAGACCCCCCGAGCAGCAGACAGCACAGCAUGUCCGAGGGCAAGGACUGUGGUGGUGGAGACGCGCUCUCCAAUGGCAUCAAAAAGCACAGAACAAGCCUGCCCUCCCCUAUGUUUUCCAGAAAUGACUUCAGUAUCUGGAGCAUCCUCAGAAAAUGUAUUGGAAUGGAACUCUCCAAGAUCACCAUGCCAGUUAUAUUUAACGAGCCUUUGAGCUUCCUCCAGCGACUCACUGAGUAUAUGGAGCAUACAUACCUCAUCCACAAGGCCAGUUCGUUUGCUGAUCCUGUGGAAAGGAUGCAGUGUGUAGCUGCAUUUGCUGUCUCCGCUGUUGCUUCUCAGUGGGAACGCACUGGCAAGCCUUUCAACCCACUUCUGGGAGAGACUUAUGAAUUAGUGCGAGAUGACCUUGGCUUCAGACUCAUCUCUGAGCAGGUCAGCCAUCACCCACCCAUUAGUGCAUUUCAUGCUGAAGGAUUAAACAAUGAUUUCAUCUUUCAUGGCUCAAUCUAUCCCAAACUGAAGUUCUGGGGGAAGAGCGUAGAAGCAGAGCCCAAAGGAACCAUCACGUUGGAGCUUCUUGAACACAAUGAAGCAUAUACGUGGACGAAUCCUACCUGCUGUGUGCACAACAUCAUCGUGGGAAAGCUCUGGAUUGAGCAAUACGGGAACGUGGAGAUCACAAACCACAAGACUGGGGACAAAUGUGUGUUGAAUUUUAAGCCGUGCGGCCUUUUUGGUAAAGAAUUACACAAAGUUGAAGGCUACAUUCAAGAUAAAAGCAAAAAGAAGCUCUGUGCCCUCUACGGGAAAUGGACAGAAUGUUUGUACAGUGUUGACCCAGCCACAUUUGAUGCUUACAAAAAAAAUGAUAAGAAAAAUACUGAAGAGAAGAAGAAUAGCAAACAGGUGAGCGCUUCUGAGGAGUCGGAUGAAAUGCCAAUGCCGGAUUCCGAGAGCGUGUUUGUCAUCCCCGGGAGCGUUCUCCUGUGGCGAAUAGCCCCACGGCCUCCGAACUCAGCCCAGAUGUACAAUUUUACUAGCUUUGCAAUGGUUUUGAAUGAAGUAGACAAGGAGAUGGAGAGCGUGAUCCCUAAGACAGACUGCAGGCUGCGGCCUGACAUCAGAGCCAUGGAGAACGGGGAAAUAGAUCAAGCUAGUGAAGAAAAAAAGCGACUCGAGGAGAAACAGCGAGCAGCCCGCAAGAACAGGUCCAAGUCGGAGGAGGACUGGAAGACAAGGUGGUUCCAUCAAGGCCCUAAUCCCUACAGCGGAGCCCAGGACUGGCUUUAUUCAGGCAGCUACUGGGACAGAAACUACUUCAAUUUGCCUGACAUUUAUUAAAAUGUAGACAAGUUGGGGCGUUUUGACGCAUCUGCAGAUAAGUCUUAAACCUAUGUUUUAAAAUUUUCUUCCUUGGUUUCUACUCAUCUUAAAAAAAAAAAAAAUGGAAAAAACCCUCUCAUGAUAACUUGCACUUCACCCAACAGAAGUGGGGUAUAGGGUGAUACCAGUGAUGAAAGUCUUAAGAAAAAUGGGUAAUUCUGCUAUCCGGUCGUGCUUCUUUGGAAUACUAUUUUAUACAGAGGUAUGGGAAACUGCUGGCGAAUAUGCUUUUGAUGGUUGCUGUUACCAUAUUUACCGAAGGUUUAUACCUAAAUGUAACUUUAGCUUUAUUGAAUUAUAUAGUAACCCAGAUCAAGUUAUUUUGAAUAUUUUUAUGCCGUCAUGCUUGAAUGUUUUAGAUUUAACUUUGAAAUGUUUAAAAUUCUCCUGUACAAGGUUUAUAUGCUCAAAUAUAGAGGUGUAUGUCAUUUUGUAAAGACUACAUUGAAAAGAUGGCUUUUCUUUACACGAAUCCUCUCAAUUUUGCCCCCUCCCAUCCCUAAAAAGAAAAAAAAAUGAAUGUUAAGAGACAUUCCUAAUUUGAAAAUUCAAAACUGGAAAAGGUAUUUCAUUUGCUCAUUUUAGUACUCUGAAUUUACUUUUACAAUUUUCUAUAAUUAAUGUCAUUAGAAUUAAGAGGUGUUUGAAUUGUAUGUUUGAAAAUAUGUAUAAAACCUAGCAAUUCACAAAAAUACCAUAGAAAUAGAGGUUUUAGGCACCAUCAUUACAUAAUGACAAACGUUUUUAAAUGCCACCAGAGCAGCUCAGUUUAUUCAUGUAUUAUAAAUGUCAAACUAUAUAAAAGGAGGUCUUGUGCAUUUCAGGUUUUCAAGGCACCUGUGUACUUAAGAUAUGUACGGAGACCUACUGUACAGUAGCUUUGCCCCUUUAAUUGGGGUACAUUAAUCAUAUGGUAUUUAUCUACCCAACCCCAGACUGAGAUUUUGCUCCCAGGGGCCUUAGAUAACUGCCAGUAAGUUAUUUCAAUGGCUGUCUCAAAGUUAACAAGUGUUAUAAUGAAAUAAUCUACCUGAUGCUAAUAAAGGCUUUAGAAUGUUCUAAA
This is a messenger RNA of Odocoileus virginianus texanus, 3633 nucleotides long. Lineage: Eukaryota; Metazoa; Chordata; Mammalia; Artiodactyla; Cervidae. The record is from RefSeq and is a predicted model, not a curated record.